This is a messenger RNA of Aspergillus japonicus CBS 114.51, 4412 nucleotides long. RefSeq names its product translation initiation factor 2. The record is from RefSeq and is a predicted model, not a curated record. Gene Ontology annotation, molecular function: GTP binding; GTPase activity; translation initiation factor activity. Gene Ontology annotation, biological process: translational initiation. The transcript has 2 exons. The coding region runs from base 42 to 4199 and encodes 1385 amino acids. Lineage: Eukaryota; Fungi; Ascomycota; Eurotiomycetes; Eurotiales; Aspergillaceae.
UUUUGACGCCAAGGAGAACGCUGCGAGCAACGACCUUCAUCAUGCACAGGCGAGCUGCCUUGGAGCUUUCUCGCCGUCAAGGUGUCGAUUGGUCCUGCGCAACAGCCCGCAGAAAUGCUGCUUUCGCCCCAGUGUUGAACCCUGUGCCCCGGAGGGGUUUCCGAGCCUUUCCCGCAUGUGCUGAUUCCUCAGACUCUCCAAAUGACUCCGGAACGCCCCGGAAAUUCGCUCCCCGUUGGGGAAGCAAGGCCACGCGAUCGGUAGGCCUGAGCCCGGCAGAGCAGGCAAUACGAGAUGCUAUGGUGGCGAAACAACACGAGCAACUACGGGAAGAGCAAGCACAUCAAGAUGCCUUGCUGGCAGAAGAAAGAGCGAAGCAGGAGCGGAGGGAUGCUUUAUUAGCAAGGCAGAAGGCGAAGGACGAAGAAGACCAGGCCCAGCGAGAUGCUAUUCUAGCCAGACAGCAGGCCAGGCAACGGGAAGAGGAAGCACGUCGGGAGGCGAAGAGACGGGAAGAGCAAGCACAGCAAGAGGCUUUAAUAGCACGACAGAAGGCGAAGGAAGAGGAAGUUCGGGCCCGGCGAGAUGCGUCAAUAGCGCAACAGAAGGCGAAGAAAGAGGAAGAGCAAGCACGGCGAGAGGCUCUGCUGGCGGCACAAUCGGCGAGACAACGGGCGCAGCAGGACAGUCCAAGCAUCAACCCUCCGGAGAAUGCAAACAAUCUUGCUAGUGCAACCCCUUCAAUAUCCUCGCAAAGUCCCGGAACAAGCUCUCCCUUUGGCGCAAAGUUCACUUCCCGCUGGGGAAGCAAAGCGUCCAAAUUCACGGGUCUGAGUGCGGCCGAGAAGGCGAUGCGAGAUGCUUUGAUAGCCAAACAGCAAGCACAGCAGGCUCCCCCAGAAACCAAUUCCUCAGACACCCCGUCCGAAUCAUCCGAUAACUUCAAAACGGGUUCCGCCGAGUUCACUAUUCGUUUCGGAGAUAAGAGAUUCACAGCAACGAGUCUGAGCCCGGAAGAGAAGGCAGCGCGAGACUCUCAGGCAGCCAAGCAACAGGCGCAGAAGAAUCUUUCAGAAACCACCUUAGAGACAUCAGAUAAAACCGCCGACACUCCCCUCUCAGAAUCCCCGAACGACGCGGCAAAGGGCUCUCCCGCCCAGACGGGGUUUACUAUCCGUUCAGGAGAUAGGAAAUUCCAAUCAGUGGGCCUGAAUGCGGAAGAGAAGGCAGCACGAGAUGCGCUGGUAGCCGAGCAACAGGCGCAGCAGAGUCCGGUGGAUCUCCACUCCUCAGAGACUUCGAACAAGUUUGCAACGGGUCGCAAAUUUGCAGCUCCUCGUUGGGGAACUAGGGCCACGACAUCCAUUGGUCUGAGCCCGGCAGAGAAGGCAAUGCGAGAGUCCCUGCUCGAGCAGCAACAGAGUCAACAUCCACAUUUACACGGUGAUAGGUCACAUUCCAGAUGGCAACAUCAAGGAUCUCGGUCACACCAAGAGCGCUCCAUCGAGCACGAUGGCUUUAGGCCGCGCAGAGAUCGCUUCGAUUCCUGGCGAACGGACGAUCGGUUUGACAGCAAUAGGCGAACGGACGAUCGGUCUGACAGCAAUUGGCGAACGAACGAUCGGUUUGACAGCAAUAGGCGAAUGAACGAUCGGUAUGACAGCAAUAGGCGAACGGACGAUCGGUCUGACAGCAAUUGGCGAACGAACGAUCGGUUUGACAGCAAUAGGCGAAUGAACGAUCGGUAUGACAGCAAUAGGCGAAUGAACGAUCGGUAUGACAGCAAUUGGCGCUCCUCCGAAGACAUGAUGUCGCAAGACUAUAGACGUUUCCGGCCUGAUGGGGCAAGGCGCAGUCGCUACGAUCAGAUUCCCGAGCACCUUCAGACGGUGGAUUGGACCUGCCCAGACUGCCGUUACCUUUGCACCGGGACGGAGAAGGCUUGCCCUUGCUGCAUGGCCCCCAGGCCUGAGCUAAGGUCGGAACAGCCGAACAAACCCUUCACCAUUCGGAAAUUGGACAGCAGCAGUACGCCGUCUUGGGAUGAGCGAAACCAGGCCUUGGACGAAUAUGCCACGAGAUACGAAGAAGAGCAAAGACAGCAGCAGGAGCAGGAGGAGAUGGAAAAGCAAACGCAAGACAAACCUCAAAAGUCUGUCCACGACUGGUCAUGGGAUACCUCCGCAUUGGACAAACUCAAUACGCAGCAGGACGUGGGAGGCUCGUCUGACAAGUGGUCUAAGCGACGAGGGGGUCGCGCGAAACCCCUCACGUUCGCGGAUGAGGAUGAAUUCGAUACGGAAGACUACCAGCGACGUCGUCAAGAGAAGAAGGACAAGAAGCGCAAGAAGAGGGAGGAGCGGAGAGAAGAGGUCGAGGCCGAAGUCGCCGAGCCCAGUCCUCUAUAUCUACCCGAGUUCAUCAGCGUCAGCAAUCUCGCGGACGUCAUCGGUGUGCGGCAGGCGCAGUUCAUCCAGCGAAUGGAAGAGAUGGGCUUCGAGAACGUCACGCAUAGCCACGUUCUGGAUGCGGAAACCGCCGGCCUCAUCGCCGCCGAAUACAACUUCGAGCCCGUCUUUGACACCGGUGAGGACGAGCUGACCGCCGCGCCGGAGCCCGAAGAUACAUCGAGCCUGCCACCCCGGCCGCCGGUGGUGACGAUCAUGGGCCACGUCGAUCACGGCAAGACCACCAUCCUGGACUGGCUUCGCAAGUCCUCGAUUGUGGACUCGGAACACGGCGGCAUCACCCAGCACAUCGGCGCCUUCUCCGUGUCCAUGCCCUCGGGCAAGACGAUCACCUUCCUCGACACCCCGGGUCACGCGGCGUUCUUGGACAUGCGUCGCCGCGGUGCCGACAUCACCGAUAUCGUCGUGCUGGUCGUGGCUGCGGACGACAGUGUCAAGCCGCAGACGAUCGAAGCGAUCAAGCACGCGACGGCGGCCAACGUGCCGAUCAUCGUGGCCAUGAGCAAGAUGGACAAGGAGGGCGUCAACCCCGACCGGGUCAAGCAAGAUCUCUCCGUCCACGGCGUUCACGUCGAGGACUUCGGCGGCGACGUGCAGGCGAUCGGCGUGAGCGGUAAAACCGGCGCCGGCAUGCUGGAGCUGGAAGAAGCGAUCAUCACGCUCUCCGAGGUGCUCGACCACCGCGCCGACCCCACCGGCAACGUCGAAGGAUGGGUGGUGGAAGGCACGACCAAGAGCUACGGGCGCGUGGCCACCGUGCUCAUCCGCCGCGGCACUCUGCGCGUCGGGGACAUCAUCGUGGCCGGCGAAACCUGGGCGCGGGUGCGCACCCUGCGCAACGAAGCCGGGGUCGCCGUCAAAGAAGCCACCCCGGGCAUGCCGGUCGAGGUGGACGGGUGGCGCGAACAGCCGACGGCAGGCACGGAGUUCCUGCAGGCGGAGCACGAGCAGCAGGCCAAGUCCGUCGUUGAAUACCGCCUCGAGCGGUCCGAGACGUCGAAGCUGGGGGAGGACACGACGGCGAUGAACGAGGCCCGCCGCGAGCUGAUGGAGCGGCGCCGCCUCCAGGAAGCCGGACUGGAACAGGACGAGGUCCAGUCGGGGCCCAAGCCGAUCCACUUCAUCAUCAAGGCGGACGUGCACGGGUCGGCGGAGGCGGUCCUCAACUCGGUGACGGCGGUGGGCAACAACGAGGUGUACGCGAACGUGCUGCGGGCGGAGGUCGGGCCGGUGAGCGAGUUCGACAUCGAGCACGCGGCGUCGGCGGGCGGGCACGUCAUCUCGUUCAACAUGGCCAUCGACCCGCGGAUCACGCAGAUGGCCGAGUCGCGCGGCGUGGCGAUCAAGGACCACAACGUGAUCUACCGGCUCAUCGACGACGUCAAGGCGACGCUGAGCGAGCACCUGCCGCCGCUGGUCACGCUGCGCGUCACGGGCGAGGCGGAGAUCGGCGAGAUCUUCGAGAUCAAGCUCAAGGCGCGCGAGCGCAUGUCCAUCGCCGGCUGCCGCGUGCGCAACGGGCUCAUCAACCGCACCAAGAAGGUGCGCGUGCUGCGCGGCCAGGAGACCAUCUACACGGGCACGAUCGUCUCGCUCAAGAACGUCAAGAAGGACGUCACCGAGAUGCGCAAGGACACCGAGUGCGGCAUGGCCUUCGAGGGCUGGUCUGAUUUCGAGGUCGGCGACCACGUGCAGUGCUACGAGGAGAUUUUCGAGAAGCGGUAUUUGUAGAACGGCGGGUACCUGGUGCCUCUUCUGCACUAUCACGGGUGCUUUUGGCUUUGCUGUACUAUUAUCAGUUUUUCUUGCAUCUCGUAGGAGAUGCAUGUACGCCGGAAGACCCGCAAAGCAUGGGGGGCCCUGGAAUACACAAGGGGGACGGUUGAUUCUUGUAUAUUAGUCUAAAAUAACCGGAUACCACAUAGACAACUUUUUGCAUACGAG